UGCCUCUCCACUCGCGGUGAAGGAAGCUCAGCCACAGGCAACCAGCACUUUCCUCCUCGACGCCGGGGCCACCUCCUGCAGGCAACUGCUGGGUCCGCGCAGGGAACACAGCCUGGCACACAGCCACGGAGCGCAUGACCAGAGACUCCCCGGAACCCUGACUCCCCAGGGAGCAACAUCUGGCGGCGAUGAACGCUAGUGCCGCCUCGCUCAACGAGUCCCAGGUGGUGGCAGUGGCAGCUGAGGGAGCAGCAGCUGCGGCGACAGCGGCAGGGACACCGGACACCAGUGAAUGGGGACCGCCAGCAGCAUCCGCGGCGAUAGGAGGCGGCGGCGGACCUAAUGGGUCACUGGAGCUGUCUUCUCAGCUGCCAGCAGGGCCCUCGGGACUACUGCUUUCGGCAGUGAAUCCCUGGGAUGUGCUGCUGUGCGUGUCGGGGACGGUGAUCGCAGGCGAAAAUGCGCUAGUGGUGGCGCUCAUCGCGUCCACUCCCGCGCUGCGCACCCCCAUGUUUGUGCUUGUAGGUAGUCUGGCCACCGCUGACCUGCUGGCGGGCUGUGGUCUCAUCCUACACUUUGUUUUCCAGUACGUGGUGCCCUCGGAGACUGUGAGCCUGCUCAUGGUGGGCUUCCUGGUGGCCUCCUUCGCCGCCUCAGUCAGCAGCCUGCUUGCCAUCACAGUGGACCGUUACCUGUCCCUUUACAACGCCCUCACUUACUAUUCGCGCCGGACCCUGUUGGGCGUGCACCUUUUGCUGGCAGCCACCUGGACAGUAUCCCUCGGGUUGGGGUUGCUGCCUGUUCUAGGCUGGAACUGCUUGGCCGACCAUGCGUCCUGCAGCGUGGUACGCCCCCUGACACGCAGCCACGUGGCUCUACUUUCCACUUCCUUCUUCGUGGUCUUUGGCAUCAUGCUGCACCUGUACGUGCGCAUCUGCCAGGUGGUUUGGCGCCACGCCCACCAGAUCGCUUUGCAGCAGCACUGCCUAGCGCCACCCCACUUAGCAGCCACCAGAAAGGGCGUGGGAACUCUGGCCUUGGUGCUAGGCACUUUUGGGGCCAGCUGGCUGCCCUUCGCCAUCUAUUGUGUGGUGGGUAGCCAAGAAGACCCGGCCGUCUACACCUAUGCCACCCUGCUGCCUGCCACCUAUAACUCCAUGAUCAAUCCCAUUAUCUAUGCCUUCCGCAACCAGGAGAUCCAGCGUGCCUUGUGGCUCCUGUUCUGUGGCUGUUUCCAAUCCAAAGUGCCCUUCCGCUCCAGGUCCCCCAGUGAGGUCUGAAGGGCUCCUCCGCAUCUCCUCACCAACACCACAAACCCAACAUGCCAGCCUUUGGUGAACUUCUAGGUGCCUGCGGAUGAACUCUUGAUAUCUCAGUGGUGUGAAUCCGAUUCGGCAGGAGAAAAGGGACCCAAACGAAUGCAGCAAACUGACUCAGACAAAGAGGCUUGUUGGCAUUUUACAUAUACAGUGUAUACAUGUGUACAUAUAUAUACAAAUAUUUGUAUCUUCUGGAGGUGUUCAGGACCUGGAGCUUCCUGUUCUGUGAAAAACAAAAAUGUGGUUGUAUACUCAAUCGUACAUCACAUUUGUCCAGUGAAGACAUUCCAAUUCUGCUUAAUAAUAGCACUUUAUUUUUAGCUGCUGAAAUGCCAAAACAGUGUUGCCAUUCCUUAAGCGGGAGAAAGGGAGUCAAAGAUGUAUUUUUGUUGUAUGUGAUAGAGUAUUUUGCUGCACAUGCAUCAAUAAACUACAACAUAUUUUGUACACAAAUAAACACAUUAUAAAAAUACAACUCUGGAUA
Messenger RNA from Acomys russatus (golden spiny mouse), 1803 nucleotides. RefSeq names its product G protein-coupled receptor 6 (gene Gpr6). Gene Ontology annotation, biological process: G protein-coupled receptor signaling pathway. Bases 189 to 1280 code for a protein of 363 amino acids. Gene Ontology annotation, molecular function: sphingosine-1-phosphate receptor activity. The transcript has 2 exons. Gene Ontology annotation, cellular component: membrane. The record is from RefSeq and is a predicted model, not a curated record. Lineage: Eukaryota; Metazoa; Chordata; Mammalia; Rodentia; Muridae.